ACUUCUUGCUCUUCACCUGUUUUUUAUACCUGUAGCUCAGAGAGAAGUAGAAAGGGAUGUAAAAGAAUAAAGCAUUCAAUGAGAAGCUUGAUGAGAUUCCGGCCAUUGUGUUGCAAUACAAGCUACAAGUUAGUUCAUUUUCGCUUCCCAAAGUUGUUUCAGAUUAAUCCUCUUUCAAGCUUUGCCAAACCAUCCAAGUCUAAGAAAACCAAAGAGACCAUCCAGUUGGAAAAGGAAAAGCAAAAGGAGACUGGCGCCAUUUGGUCUUUUUUCAGUGAUAUUACUGAGAAUUUACGUACCAAUGACUUCUCUGCGGAAGCUACCUCAUCUGGAAUUUUGAUACCCAAAGAAAAUAGUGUACGGGACAGUGCGGUUGUGGAAGGGUCCUCGCCUUGUUCCCCAACUGUUUGUAAAAAUGCCGAGGAUGGUAGAUUACAAGAAAAUGAGGAGAUUUCGGUGUUGGAAGAUAUCCAGUUGGGCAAUUUGGUUGGAGAUGAUGUUAGCCCGGUUGUUCAUGAGGUAACAAAAAUUGUUCGGGCGGAAGAUGAUUCUGUUUCGAUGGAAGAACGGUUAGCAAACAUGAGUGUUCAGUUGGAUUCCGAAAUCGUCGAUAAAGUGUUGAAGAGGUGCUUCAAAGUGCCACAUUUAGCUAUGCGGUUCUUCAAUUGGGUAAAGCUCAGAGAUGGAUUAUGUCAUACAACUAAGACAUACAAUACCAUGCUUCACAUAGCUGGGGAAGCUAAAGAAAUUGAGCUCAUGGAAAGGCUGGUGGAGGAAAUGGAGAAGAGCUCGUGGGAACAGGAUAUUAAGACUUGGACCAUUCUUAUCUCACAUUACGGGAAGGCAAAAUUGAUUGGCAAAUCCUUAUUGAUCUAUGACAAAAUGAGAAAAUCUGGUAGUGAACCGGAUGCAUUGGUUUAUAAGGUGAUGAUAAGUUCGCUUUGUGAUGCUGGUAAAGCAGAAAUUGCUAUGGAGUUUUACCGGGAAAUGGUCCAGAAGGACAUUGGACUUGAUCUUAGAUUGUAUAAGAUGCUGUUGAGUUGCAUAGCAAUGUCUGGAGAUACUGAUUCUCUUCACUUAGUUGCGGAUGACAUGAUGAAAAUUUCACAGAUUUCUGAUCACAUUGUUUAUGGUUGUGUGCUAAGGAGUUUUUGUAUUUCUGGGAGAAUCAGAGAAGCUUUAGAAUUUACACGGGACCUUAAGAAUAAAGGUGUAGCUCUUGCUCGUGAAUACUUAGAGACCUUACUGAAAGGACUCUGUAGAGCUGGUAGGAUUGAAGAUGCUUUGGAAAUUUUGAACAUUUUGAAGAAAAGAGAUAUUGUUGAUGGAAAGGUUUAUGCUAUUAUUAUCAAUGGGUAUUUAAGAAGAAAUGAUGUUUCAAAUGCGAUUGAUUUGUUUCAGAAGAUGAAAGAAUCAGGGCAUUCACCUACAACUUCUACCUACACAGAGUUAAUGCAACACCUCUUCAGAGCGAACCAGUAUCAAAAAGGCUGCGAGUUAUAUAAUGAGAUGCUGGAAAGAGGACCUAAGCCAGAUAGUGUGGCAAUCACAGCAAUGGUUGCAGGUCACAUUCGCCAAAACCGAAUAUCUGAAGCAUGGAAAGUUUUCAAGAGUAUGGAAGAUGAAGGCAUCAGACCCACAUGGAAAUCAUAUUCGAUAUUCAUUAAGGAGCUGUGCAGAAUUUCAGAAAUGGAUGAGAUUGUCAAGGUUUUGAAUGACAUGCAAGCUUCUAAGAUUGUAAUUGGAGACAAAGUAUUCAAUUGGGUUGUAGCUCAUAUGGAGAAAAAAGGAGAAGUUUAUAAGGUUGAAAAGGUAAAGCUGAUGCAGAGAACAUAUAAACUUUACCCUCAAGAAGGAAAGGUGUCUGGUGAUGAUGGAUUCAAGGGACAGGAAAUCAAUAUGGACUUAGUUUACCAGUCAGAACCAGUGAUCAAGCAUUGUGAUCAAGUGGAGCCACUUUCAGAGGCUUAUAAUGAGCAGGAUUUGCAUGAAGUUUGUAGACUAUUAUCUUCAUCACUGGAUUGGAGAAUGAUUCAAGGUGCUUUGGAAGAACGCACCAUUCAAUUCACACCAGAAUUUGUUUUGGAGGUAUUGCGGAAUAGCUAUAUGAAUGGUUAUGCUGCAUUACAGUUUUUCUCAUGGGUGUCAAAGCGUACUGGUUAUUGCCAUACAACAGAAACAUACAACAUGGCUAUCAAACUUGCAGGACGUGGUAAAGAUUUUAAGCACAUGAGACACCUUUUCUACGAGAUGAGAAGAAAAGGUUACUUGACAACAUCUGAUACAUGGACAAUAAUGAUAAUGCUAUAUGGUCGGACAGGUUUAACUGAGAUUGCUUUGAAGAUUUUUGAUGAGAUGAAAGCUUAUAAUUGUAAACCAACUGACAGUACCUACAAGUAUUUGAUCAUGUCUCUUUGUGAGAAGAAAGGUAGGAAGGUAGAUGAAGCCAUGGAUAUAUUCCAACAGAUGCUGCAUGCAGGACAUAUACCAGACAGAGAACUGGUUGAAACUUAUCUUGGUUGUUUAUGUGAAGUUGGCAAGCUGUUGGACGCCAGAAAAUGCACAGAUUCUCUUCAUAAAGUUGGGUUCACAGUUCCUCUCAGUUAUUCCUUGAAUAUCAGGGCUCUUUGUCGAGCUGGGAGGAUAGAAGAAGCUUUGGCAAUGGCAGAUGAAGUUGGGGCAGAGCGAACUACAUUGGAUCAGUAUACUUAUGGAAGCCUUGUUCAUGCACUAUUACAGAAAGGACGUAUAGAAGAAGCCCUGGCCAAGGUGGAUUCUAUGAAGCAGGAAGGCAUCAAUCCGACCGUCCAUGUCUAUACAUCCUUAAUAGUUCAUUUCCUGAAAGAGAAGAAGAUAGAAAGAGCUUUGGAAACUCUUCAACAAAUGCAGCAGGAGGGUUGUGAACCCACAGUUGUAACUUACUCAGCACUGAUUCGUGGAUUUAUGGAUAUAGGGAAGGUUGCUGAUGCAUGGAACGUCUUCUACUUUAUGAAACUAAAAGGACCUUCACCAGACUUCAAAACUUAUUCAUUGUUCAUCACUUGUCUCUGUAGAGUAGGUAAAUCUGAAGAAGCUCUGCGGCUAAUACAUGAAAUGCCGAAAAGUGGGAUUGUUCCAAGUAGUGUCAAUUUUAGAACAGUCUUUUAUGGGCUAAACAGAGAAGGUAAGAAGGAUUUGGCAUACACUGUAAUGCAACAGAAGUCAGAUUUAAUAAGAAAACGCAAGUUCAUAGCAUAAUUCAUUCUUAUUGUUUCUGCUGGAUGUUUUAUAAUUAUCUUCCAGUUUUGCACUAAAAA
Molecule: messenger RNA, 3296 nt
Organism: Ziziphus jujuba (common jujube)
Lineage: Eukaryota; Viridiplantae; Streptophyta; Magnoliopsida; Rosales; Rhamnaceae
Product: putative pentatricopeptide repeat-containing protein At5g06400, mitochondrial
Exons: 1
Coding region: 79-3237 (1052 amino acids)
Molecular function (GO): protein binding
Source: RefSeq, a predicted model, not a curated record